Messenger RNA from Dryobates pubescens (Downy woodpecker), 3696 nucleotides. RefSeq names its product sperm associated antigen 1 (gene SPAG1). Bases 103 to 3012 code for a protein of 969 amino acids. Gene Ontology annotation, cellular component: mitochondrion; cytosol. The record is from RefSeq and is a predicted model, not a curated record. The transcript is spliced from 19 exons. Gene Ontology annotation, molecular function: heat shock protein binding. Lineage: Eukaryota; Metazoa; Chordata; Aves; Piciformes; Picidae.
GGCAGAGGUUGCCAUUCCAUUGGAUACUUCUUCCCUUUGAAAAGCGUGAAGAGUCCUGCACCAGGUUCUCUUUCAUCUCCACCACGUCUGCUUAAAACAGUUAUGGAUGAUGGCUCAGUACCAUUUUUGCUGGACCAAGGAACUACUAAAACGUAUCAAAUACCUAUUGGUCAUCUGGACUACAAAUUUAUUGAGAAAUGCACAGAUGUUAAACACCUGGAAAAGAUUCUCAGGGUAUUAAGGUCUGGAGAAGAAGGAUGUUACCCUGAACUUACCUUGUGUUGUGAAAAGCGUAUUGAGCUUCUGGAUCCAAGGAGCAGAGCUCUAAGAAAAGACAAACCUGCAGCCACAGCCUCUGACUUCACAGCUGAAGAAUGGGAAACAAUUAAUGGUGAACUGAUGAGCUGGGUGAGAGAAAUGAAUGAAGAUGAUGAGAAACCACAGCUGCUGAGAACAGACACUGUACAGGACACAGCAGAUAACCUGCCUCCAGUUCGUUGUUCCAGCAGCUCCCUUUCUGCUGAUCAGACCAAAACAUUACAAAGCAAGCAAAGAAACAAGAGAAACAUCCCACGGGAUUACAGUGAAUGGGACAAGCUCGAUGUGGAAAAGGAGUGUUCUAAAAUUGAUGAAGGCUGUGAAGAAAGUAACUCAAAAGCAAGAAUUUUUAGUAGGCCAAGUCUACCUGUAAUCCAAAAGGAAAUAGACACCUCUGGCAUGACACAGAAAGAGAAGAUUUUCGUUGCUACUCGUGAAAAAGAGAAGGGCAACGAGGCCUUUGCAACGGGUGACUAUGUGGAAGCAGUGACGUACUACGCUCGGAGUAUAUCAGUAAUACCUACUGCAGCUGCAUAUAAUAACAAAGCUCAAGCAGAAAUCAAACUUCAGGACUGGGACAGUGCCUUGAAGGAUUGUGAGAAGGUACUAGAUAUGGAACCUCACAACAUAAAAGCCCUGAUGCGCCAUGCCACUGUAUGCAGUCAGUUGCAGAGUUACCAGACAGCUAUAGAGGAUCUGAACAAAGUGUUGUGUGUUGAACCAGGACAUGCUCUGGCUAAGAAAAGUCUGUUAGAGAUUGAAAAGAAACUGGGAAGUCUGAAGCCUGUAGCUGAGAGUCAAGGCAAAGGAAGAAGAAUACUUAUUCAAGAUAUAGAGGAUUCAGAAGGUGAUGGAGAAAGACAGGAAAAUACAGAAGAGUGUGAAAGAAGCCGUGGAGAUCAAGAAAGCGGCGUGCCAGUGAGCGCGGAGGCUGCGGAGCAGGCGGCUGCGAUGGGCAACGCGCAGAGAAAGUCUCAUAGCAAAGGAGGAGGCGGUAAGGCGGAGGACAGAGAGACACAGAAGCAGAAGGACUCCACCGAGAGCAGAGUGAAAAAAGGCAAAUCUGGGAAAAAAGCACAAAAGCAUUCGUCAGACCGUGAGGAAGAAGUGAAUGGCUAUUUACACAGCCACCAAGAGAGUGCAAGCCCUGAAUCUGAGAUCUCCGGGUCGCAUGGAGCAGAGCGUCAGUCGGCUGGUGGUGGCAGUUCUUCACUUCCUCCUGCUGCAGCAAAGCUCAAAAGUGAAGGAAAUGAACUCUUUAAGAGUGGCCAGUUUGGAGAAGCUGUGCUCAAAUACUCAGAGGCCAUCGAGUAUGUCACUGGCCUAGGAGAACAAAGUCCAGAUGAUUUAAGUAUCUUGUACUCCAACAGAGCAGCGUGUUAUCUCAAAGAAGGGAACUGCAGGGACUGCAUUCAGGAUUGUAACAGAGCUCUGGAGCUUCAGCCGUUCUCCCUGAAGCCUCUUCUGCGCCGAGCGAUGGCCAGCGAGUCUCUGGAGCGAUAUCAACAGGCUUACAUUGAUUAUAAAACAGUCCUGCAGAUAGACAGCAGCAUCCAGGCAGCAAAUGACAGUGCUAAUAGAAUAACAAAGAUUUUAAUAGAUCAGGAUGGCUCCAGGUGGAGGGAGAAACUGCCACCAAUUCCAGUUGUCCCAGUCACUGCUCAGCUGCACAGGUGGGAUGGAGGAGCCUUGGCUUCAGAGGACAGCCCAAGAAGUACUGCAGACAGCAGCAGCGAAGAGGAGCUGCAGAGGAAUCGUGAGAAGGCUGAGGAGAAGUUCAAGACCUUAAAAACUGAAGGGAAUGAUUUUGUCAGGAGGGGUAAAUAUGAAGAAGCUGUAAACAAGUACAGUGAAUGCCUGAAGUUAAACUCUGAGGAAUGCACCAUCUACACAAACAGAGCUCUCUGUUACUUGAAACUGUAUAAAUAUGAAGAGGCUAAGCAGGAUUGUGAUCAUGUUCUUCAGCUAGAAGAUUCUAAUAUUAAAGCUUUUUAUAGAAGAGCUCUAGCGUACAAAGGAUUACAGAAUUAUCAAGCCAGUGUUGAUGAUUUCACCAGAGUACUUCUAAUAGAUCCAGAUGUCCUGGAAGCAAAAAAGGAGCUAGAGGAGGUAACCCAACUGCUUAACCUUGGCAGCAGUGCUGUGGCUGGCAGUCAGCAGAAGCAGAGGAAGAAAAUAACCAUACAAGAGGUGACUGAUGACCAGGAGGAGAGACAGUCUGCCACAGCAGAAGAUGUUCUGACUGAUCCUGUUACUUCUGAGGAGGCAGAUCAAAAGGCUGGGCCCCUGAGGACCUCUGAGAAACUGCCUAUUUCUGAAGCAUCUAAUGCCUAUGACUUUGGGCAGAUGGUAAAUGCAGUGAACACCACGAAAGAUAAAGCUGCUUGUGCAGAGCUUCUAACAGUUACUGAGCCAAAGAAACUGCCAGCACUGAUGAGCAACAAGCUUGAAGGAGAAAUCUUUUUGAUUUUCAUCCAGUCCAUGGAAUAUUACCUGGUUGGAAAAGAUCCUGGCCUUGUCUAUCAGCACCUUUUCUACCUGAGUAAAGCAGAAAGAUUCAAGGUGGUGCUGGCCCUUCUUAGCAAAACUGAGAAAGAGCAGGUUCAGCACCUGUUUGCUUUGCUUGCUGAAAGCCACAGCAACCAGUACUCCCUGGAGGAGCUGGACAGCCUGAAAAAGGUUUAUGAACUUUAGGAAGUGAAAUGUUACUGGUUGCAUGCAUAGAGGCCAUGUUGGGAAGGUGGAGGUAGGAACUCUGCAGCCUUGCAUGGGUUGAGUGGGACUUACCCAGAGUGAAUGCCAGUUUGGCAGCCUGUGCAGAUCUGGAACUGGCUCUCUUCGUUGUCUUGUAGCUGUAACCCAUUUUUAGUCUCUAGGAUUUAAUGUCUUGGUGCUCAGGACCAGAGCUCUUACAGGCUGACUUCAGAUAGGCUGUGCUGAUUCCAUGGACAGACCACACUCCACAGGGCAUGGGUGAUGGGGAGCACCUUGCUGGUACCAGAGAACUCACUUUAGGCCUCCUUUGGUGUGUCCUGUUCUGAGGUGGGUGUCCCUGUGCCAAAGGGGCUGCAGGAUCUGUGGGGCAGGAGGCAGCUUGGCUCUAAGCUUACACAAAGUAUUCUUCACGUCCUGCAGCUGAACUGCAACAGGCAACCUGCUCCUUUGCUCUCCCUGCUCUAUGCAACACAGGGUGAAGUGGGUCUGGUGAAGUACAGCUGAGCAGCAAAGGUGAAUGCAUGACAGCAGCUGGGCAUGGAGUAGUUUGAGUCAAAAUCAUUAAUUACCAAAGGAAUUGCUGUCUUAAGGGCUGCUAACACAGGAGGCAUUUUUAGAGCAGGGAGUUUUUUCCUGUGUGGAAGGACUGCUGGUCUGCCAUGA